UGAAGAAGUCUCCAUUACUUACCUUUCCAGGACGAAGCACCCGUGUCAGUGGAGCACAUUGUGCCGUCUGCCAAAUGUCUAACACGGAUGGCUCAACCACCAGUGAACCUGCACCUAAAGGAGAUGGAGAUGCCAUCAAGGUGUUUGUUCGCGUGCGCCCCCCAGCUGAAGCGGACAUGGGCGUGGAUGUGGAACGGAACUGGUGCCUUAGUGUGGACGAGAACAGGAAUGCGGUCAUCAUGAAAGCUAAACCGGAGGCUAAAAUCUUCCUGUUUGACAAUGUGGCAGAUAUCAGUGUAACGCAGGAAGCAGUGUUUUGUACAGUGGGCAAGAAAAUUAUUGAAAGUUGUGUGGAAGGUUACAAUGGAACUAUCUUUGCCUAUGGCCAAACAGGCUCUGGCAAAACCUUCACAAUGUUGGGUCCAUCAGAUGAUGUGGAUAAUUUCCAUCACGAGUUAAGGGGUAUCAUACCAAGAAGUUUUGAAUUUCUGUUUAACCUGAUUAAUAGGGAAAUUGAAAUGCAUGGAGAGAAAAAAGAAUUCCUGUGCAAGUGCUCCUUUCUGGAGAUCUACAAUGAACAGAUAUUUGACCUGCUGGACACAACAUCACCUUGUCUGCAUCUGAGGGAAAGCAUCAAGAAGGGAGUGUAUGUGAGUGGACUGACAGAGCAGGUGGUCACCUCAGCACUGGAGGCCUAUCAGGUUUUACGGUCGGGCUGGCUAAACCGCCGCGUGGCCUCUACAUCCAUGAACAGAGAGAGCUCCAGGAGUCAUGCUGUGUUCACACUGCAGAUAGAAUCUAAGGAGAAGAAGGGUGCCUUACAGAAUGUCCGCUAUUCUCACUUGAACCUUGUUGAUCUGGCUGGCAGCGAGAGACAGAAAGAUACCAAUACUGUGGGAAUAAGACUUAAGGAGGCAGGCAGCAUUAACCGGUCUUUGUCCACUCUGGGCAAUGUCAUCAUGGCCCUCGUCACUUCCACCAGUAAUAAGAGUAAACACGUGCCCUACAGAGAGUCCAAGCUCACCUUCCUUCUCAGGGAUUCCUUAGGGGGAAAUGCUAAAACUCAGCUAAUAGCCUGUGCCCACCCCUCUUCUAAGUGCUUUGGCGAAACAUUGUCUACAUUGCAGUUUGCCAAGAGGGCAAAGAUGAUUAAAAAUAAGGCUGUGGUAAAUGAAGAUAGUCAGGGUAGUGUGAGUCACCUACAGGCUGAGGUGAGGCGUCUGAAGGAGUUACUGGCUCAGUGUCACAGUGGAGCAGUCCCUACUAACCCCUCAGGUAAGUCUUCUCACACACUGAGGACAGACAGUCAGGGUAGUGUGAGUCACCUACAGGCUGAGGUGAGGCGUCUGAAGGAGUUACUGGCUCAGUGUCACAGUGGAGCCAUCCCUACUAACCCCUCAGACAUUUACACUGCCAAACCAGAGCCAAACGCCCAAUCAGCUGAGCUGAAUUUGACGUGGAAACGAAACUUCAUCCAUGCUAUGUAUUUCCGAGAAAAAACUGAGCAAGAAAAAAUGGAAAUUCGGGAACAACUGGCUAAGCUUGAUGAUCUGUGCAAGAAGAAGGAGAAGUUUCUUCAGUCUACCAAGAUGAUUGUCAAGUUCAGAGAAAGUUUUAUAGCAAAACUGGAAAAAGCAGCCAAAUCAGGCUCAGCAGGGGACAUAACCAAUGAUAGAACAGCAGAUUUGCUUGAAGAAGUGAAGAUUUUACGUGAUCAGCUGGAGCACAACCCGGAGUUGAAGCAAUAUGCUAUGGAGAACCAGAGACUAAAGGCAGAAUUGAGGAAGCUGAGGGGUCAGGAGGGUACCUGUCAGCAGGUGGACCCUCAGCGGGCUGAGGAACUGGAGAAAGUGUUCAGGGAACUGCUGGCUGUUCACAGGGGAGGUGAUGGCGAUAAGGACGCUCCCUUGAUACUCAGUACCCCUCAGAGUGGGGAGAACAAUGUGUCCCUGGCCACAGUGGAGAGGUACAAGUCUCAGGUGGAGAAGCUACAGGACGAAAUCACAAACCUGAAGGAAAAACUGCAGACACAGGAAAAUGCUUCCCAGCAGGCUCUGGUGAAAGCUGCAGCAGAAUUGACAUCUUACAAGAAAGCGGUGUCUGAGCUCGAGAAAGUCAUGCAGGCCAGACGACUCCAGAACAAGAUAGACAGAGAGAGUAUGAGUGAUAUUCAUGUACAGACAAUAAAGACAAUCACCACGCCCACAAAGACUUGUUACAGCUUGAGGAAUCGCAAUGUCCUUGCCAAGUUGUCACGGGAAAGCCCUGGAUUUAAUGGCUCUUUCAUCCUGGACCCUGGGGAGGAUAUUCUACCAGAGAGUCAGCCGGCUGAGAUGGCGGAACAGAUGGCCAGUGCUCUCACUGAUGAGAUCAAAUCUCUACAGGACAACAACAACAGUCUUGUACAGCGUGUGGAGGAACAUGAAGGAGAAAUGAUCAAACUCCAGCAGACCCUGAGUAAACUGGAGAAUGAAAACGAGCAGCUGAAUGAGAUUCUGUCAACGGAGCGAAGUGAAUGGGCAAGAAAAGAAGAAGAGCUGGUAAACCGAUCAGAGACUAUUGCAGAAGAGCUGAAGAAAGCCAACGAACUGGCCAGAAUUUCCAAGGAAGAGUCUGUAGAUCUGGGUGUGAUGUUGCGCUCUGUAGACAAAGAGCUGGCCGAGCUGAAGUCCAAGAGUAAAGAAAACAUUGAGUCCAGAGACAAAGACAUGUCCGUUUUGGAAACAAAAGUACUUCAGGUGGAGAUGGAGUUAUCCAAACUUCAACAGGAGAAUGUCAAACUGACAGAAGAGAAGACAAUGUUACAGGAAGCGUUUGAUAAUGCCCAGACCACAAUCAGUUUCCACGAGAGUGAGAUCCAGGACUUGGAAGGUCUGCUUCACAGUGAGAGGAAGGAGUUGAAAACUGUACAGACGGAACUGGAGUCAACAUAUGGGAAGCUUGUUGUGGAGAAGGAAAAAGUGACACAGCUUCAGAGUCAGAUGCAAAAUGAUGGAAAAGAGCAGGAGGCUGUCGCUUUGAGGUUGAUGGAAGAUAUAUCCAGUCUCCAGGCACAGAAGUCUAAUAUACAGAACAUGUUUGAUGCUCAGUCACAGUCUUUGUCACUGCUCAGCAAGGAGCUGGAAAGUACACGAGUCACAAUUUCCACUCAGGAGAAACAACUCCUAGACAAUGCGGAGGCCAUGAGAGGAAUGAUGGGUAAGAUACAGGAGCUGAAGGACAACUGGAAUAUUGACAAAGAAGUGAUUAUGUCAUUGGAAGCUGAGGUGGAGAGUAAAGGUCACGAGGUCAUGACAUUACAGCAGUUGUCUGAUGACCAGAAGGUCAAGAUUGACAACCUCAGAGUUCAGCUCAAUGAGCUGGCAGAGCAGAAGGAACAGAAAGUCAGUGCUCAUAAUGUAGAGGUAAGCAUGCUGAGAGAUGAGCUGGAGUGUGCCAUGGAGAGCUAUGAGAAACUACAGGAGGAGCUCAAUACCAGACAGCGCAUCGUCGAGGAGACUCAGGCUGAAUCAGAUAAGAUAUCAGAAGAACUUUGCAAAGCCAAGACACAGGUGUUGACCUUGACAGAAGAAAUGGAGACGAUAAGAUGUGAAUUCAGGCAGCGACUGGAAGAGAUUUCCAAGCCUGUACAGCCCGACACAGAUCUUUGUGAACUCAUCAAUACCCAGCUGGAGGAGAUCGCCAGAUAUCCUUUGGAAAAGAUUGCACAUGAGACCCAGGAGAGCUUUGAACGACUGUUGGAGGACCUUGAAGCAUCAAGAACAGAGAAAAAUGAAGAGAUCAACUCCCUAAAGGCUCAGUUGACCCAGGCACUGGUGUAUAAAACCGAGGCGGACACAUGGAUGUCCAAGUUUAGAUGUGUGGAGGAGGAAUUGGACGGUUUGAAGAGUUCAUCUGAGCACAGAGAACAAGAGUUACUGGCACAGGUACAGAAGGCUAAGUCAGAACUGCAGUCUAACCUGCAGGCGGUGUGUGAUGCUAAGGACCGUAUGUCAUCACUGACCCAGGAGAAUGAUGAACUACAGUUAGAACUGGCCAAAGCUCAGCUCAGUGUGGAUGACCUCCAGGGAGAUGUGGACAGACUGCAGUGUUUAGCAGCUAAAGAUCAUUGUGAUAAAGAGGAGCUUCAGUCACAGCUGGAUACCAUGCAGGCAGAACAUAACAGGCAGAGCAAAGAAAUGGCAGAGUUACAGGAGAGGCUGAAGACUGUGGAAGAUGAACAUGCCAGACUUGUAGGACACCAGAAUCACAAACAGAAAAUCCAGUUCCACCUAGCACUGAAAGAGGAAAACAACAACCUGAGAGAGCAAGUGUCAAGGCUUUCAUCGGAGCUGGCCAGGUUUAAAAGUCAUCGCAGCUACGGGAUGGAGUCAGUGUUACGAGAGAACAUCAACCCAGCAAAGAGAACACCGGGAAAGUCUGGCUCCCACCAAGGCAAACAUGGCCACAGCAAGUCCCACAUUACACCCUCCAAGUCUACAGGGGUCAAGUCACACAUUACACCAUCCAAGGCUACAGAGGUCAAGUCCCACAUCACACCCUCCAAGGCAGUGGGUGUUAAGUCCGAAACACCCUCCAAACCUGUGUAACUCUCUACACAGGAUGACUUUUCAUACGUUUCCUGGAAACAAAUGUUUUCAAAGAUUCACAGAUACAAAACCCCAUCUCUAACUUUUAUCAUGAUCCACAUUUUCACUCAUAAUGUACAUAUCUGUAUGUCUACUCUUCCAGUGAAAGUGUUAGACAGAGUUAAUCUGUGAGAUUAAAACAAGUUUAGCUGGUCAAGUGAACCAUCCGUGACAAAUGACCAUUCUGUACUGGAUAUAAUGUAAAAUCAUAUUGAGUUUCCUCUCCAGCUGUGCGUAGGAGGGCAUGUCGACAUCCUGUGGAUGGUCGUGGGUUUCCCUGGGGCUCUGGACAUUUUCUUUCCACCAAAAUGCUUGCUGCCAUCGUAUAAGUGAAAUAUUCUUAAGUGCAGCGUAAAACACAAAUCAAAUAACUAAAUAAAAUUGAGUUGAAAAAAAAUAAAAGAUUUAUUUAAAGGAGAAGAAAAUUUAAGUAUCAAUCAAAUACCAUUGAAAAGCGUAUGUAUUUCCUCGCAGGUGCAUGCCAUAAAAAAUUCUAAUGUACCUCAAGUUGAUGAAUUAAAAAUAAAGUCAGCACCAAAAUCCGAUGUGGGCGACUCCAUUUUGUCUAAGAACUAGUCCUGCAGUCUUCUGUGUGAGGAGGAGAAUUGCUGUCGGAAACCGCCGAAGUGCAGUUCGUACAUUUCCGGCAGAACUCUUCUUCCCAGAAGGUUGCGAACAGUACAGUUCGUUUUCCGCUUGACGAUCGGGAAGCCAGCUUUGCCGUUUUCAGGCUUUACGUGUAUGGCGAGGAAAAGUCACAAAAUUAUGCAGCAGGCACCACCAGAUAGAAAAAAAUGUGCUCUUUUCAGCCUAUAGUGUCAUGUUUUAAAGUUUUCUUCUCCUUUAAUAGAGCACUGUGUCUGUUUGUCUGGUAAGGGGUAUAUAAUGUUGUCCUGUUUGAAAAGCCAUUCACACAAUACUAGUAAAUGGUUAAUAAAUUUGCAGUUUUGUGGGUAUGCAAUUUACCUUUCUAUCCAUCAUUAUUGCAAUGCACAAUUAUUCAUUGUUUGGUCUCAAAACCUUUGUACAAGUUUACGAUCUCAUAUACACCAGAUUUAACCAGACUUAGUUGAGGAAUUAUUUUUUGCUGUGAAAGGGGGGAGGGGGGUAUAUUUAAGCACCUGAAAAAAAUUUUUGUUUAAAUUUAAAGCCCAACAACUUAUAUUUUGAUGAAGUGAAAUCUUGUACUACAUAACUUUACCAAAUCUGCCACACACAAAUAAUACAGGUAUAUCAUACAAUGAAUUUUUUUUUAUUGUACAGAAAAAAUUAUUGUACCAAAUUUUAGAACCAUAUAAGGUGUUCAUGUAAUUGUACUAUCAUGUUGAUAAAAGCUACCAGAAAGUGUGUAGUUGCAGUUGUAACCACUCAUUGUGUCCUGUCUACAUG
Molecule: messenger RNA, 6017 nt
Organism: Liolophura sinensis
Lineage: Eukaryota; Metazoa; Mollusca; Polyplacophora; Chitonida; Chitonidae
Product: kinesin-like protein KIF15
Exons: 38
Coding region: 75-4589 (1504 amino acids)
Biological process (GO): microtubule-based movement
Molecular function (GO): microtubule binding; microtubule motor activity; ATP binding
Source: RefSeq, a predicted model, not a curated record